AUGGUUGAGGUCGACCAUGAGGUUGUGAUUGCAGCUGAUCGCGCGGAACCUGACGACAUCGAAUUGUGCUCAAUGCCCUCCCCGCGACGAAUUCCCAGCAACACCGACCGGCUUGGACAGUUCCAUCCCGCGGUCGCGUUCCCGCAUCUGACGCGAAUCCAGAACACUGCUCCUUCGACCUACAGCCUCAGCAACUCCUUCUUUCAAUACCGGAUAGAGAAUGGACGAACCUACCACCGAUACAAAUACGGCAGUGAGAUAGCCUCCGAACACCUCUCCCUCCCUCCCCUUUCAACUCCUGCAGAAAUGACACGCUAUCUGCUAACGAAUUGA
Colletotrichum higginsianum IMI 349063 is the source of this 333-nucleotide messenger RNA. Its product is annotated as Methyltransferase domain-containing protein. The record is from RefSeq and is a predicted model, not a curated record. Lineage: Eukaryota; Fungi; Ascomycota; Sordariomycetes; Glomerellales; Glomerellaceae. The coding region runs from base 1 to 333 and encodes 110 amino acids. The transcript is spliced from 3 exons.